This is a messenger RNA of Ambispora gerdemannii, 2272 nucleotides long. NCBI's taxonomy places the organism in Eukaryota, Fungi, Glomeromycota, Glomeromycetes, Archaeosporales, Ambisporaceae. The record is from the annotation of a GenBank genome assembly.
UCGCUACUAUGGAGUAAUCAUUUAUGUGCGUAUUUUCGAAGGAGAAUUGACAAAAGGACAAAAAAUUAAGUUUUAUACUAAUCAGCAAAAGAUUUAUCAAGUAGAAAGAGUAGGAGUAAAAACGCCCAAAGAGGUAAAAGUUGGCGAUACUGCACUCGGUCUGAAUAAUAAUUCUUCACCAUUAGAAGGGUACCAAGAAGUAAAACCCAAUGUUUACUCUAAUUUAUAUCCUGGUGAUAGUUCCCAGUAUAAAGAGUUUAAAAAAUCUUUGGAGGAAUUACAAAUACAAGAUAGUAGUUUAAGUUUGGAAACGAUUGACUCACAAUUACUUGGUCCGGGUUUUCGCUGCGGUUUUUUAGGAUUAUUGCACCGAGAAAUAAUUUGUGAAAGAUUGGAAAAAGAAUUUAAUUGUGAAAUUAUUACUACCCCACCUAGCAUUAACUACCGGGUAAUUUUCGCUAAUGGUGAAAUAAUAGAAACCAACAAUCCACAAAAAAUCCCCACCAAGGACAAGAUAAAAAAUAUUGAAGAAUUGUUUAUUUCUCUAAACAUUGCUACUUCUGAGGAACAUUUGGGGGCAAUUUCUCAGUUAUGUCAAAAUAAACGGGUUCAUCGGAGUUUUGCUUAUGAACGAGCUAAAACAACCUGCGAACAAUUAAAAUUAACCCUCAAUCAGCAAACUUUUACCGUUCCUAUUCAAGCUACCAUCGGUAAUCAAGUAAUUGCUCGGGAAACUUUACCAGCUCUCAAAAAGCAUGUAACAGGAAACAUGUACGGAGAAGUAGGAAAAGUUAGUUUUGGGGCUGGUAGUUUAAGGGAACUCUUGAAAGGGAAGUAUCCAAAAGGUGGUGCGUGCUGUGGAGAAUUUGACCAAAAAAAUAGUAACAAAAGGAGAGAAGAAAUUACUGAAUUAGAUAUUAGUAAUAAAAAUUUGGAGGGAAUUUUAAGGCUAGAAGGAUUUGAAAAUUUGAGGAAAUUUGAUUGCUCUGAAAACAAAUUAACAGGCUUGGAACUAGGUAAUUUAAGUGAACUUAUUUAUCUAGAUUGUGAAGAUAAUCAACUUGACAAUUUAGAAAUAAGCAGCAAUACAAAAUUAGUUGAAAUUCUUUGUUCGGAAAAUAAAUUAACUAACUUGGAAUUGAGUGGUUUGAGAUGUUUAGAGGAGAUCGAAUGUUCUGGGAAUUAUUUAAAUAACUUUAACUAUUCAGUUUUGAGCCCUGAUAAACUAACUUAUCUAAAUAUUAGCGACAAUAACCUCCCUGACCAAGAUUUAUCAGUCUUUAGUAAAUUUGCAAAUUUGGAAAAUUUGUGGGUUGGCAAUGGUGAAAAAGAAAGAAUAAUUGAAGGAAUUUAUAAUCGUUUUUAUGGUUCUUUAGAACCUUUGCAAAACAGUACUAAACUGAAGAGUCUCUAUAUUUCUAAUACCGACAUUGACUCCGGUUUAGAGUUCUUGCCUACAAAAAAAAUAGAAACUUUUUGCUGUAGUAGCGAAAGAAAAGGAGCAAAAGUGAAAAAAAUUAGAGAAAAUUUAGCCUUGAACGAAGAAGUGGCAGAAAGCAGAGAAGCGAUGGAUAAUAGUUAUAAAGUUAGAAAAAUUAAACAUUUUCAAUUGGCUCAUAAUAAUCGCCAACAAAAAAAGAUGCUACGCCAAGCAAUAAGUAAAGUUAACCAUGCUAUAAAAUCUACUUAUUUGCAAGUUAUCAUUAAUGUCGCAGAUAAAAUUUUUUUACAAACUAUUGGGGGCGAAUUAAAUCUUUCUGACCGCUUUGUUAUUGAUAAUAAAAUAAAUAGAGAAUUAAGAAGAGUUGGACAAGAAUUAACUCAAUUAUCACUUAAGAAAAUCCAGCAAAAAGAAAUUGAGAGACAAAUUAUUGGCAAAUGGACUGAGGAAAAGAUAAAAGACGCUUUAAAAGGACUUUUAGAAGGAACAAGAAGAGAAAUUCAAUGUUUCGAUGAAAUUGAAAAUGCCGAAAUCGCUUUUUCUUCUGAUGUUGGCAUUGUAUUUUCUUCUAGUGUUCCUGGCGAGACUUGGAAUUUAGCCCGCGUCUGCCAAUGUGUCUAUCUUCCCAAUAUCAAUAAAGCAUUAUCCAAUCAUAUAGAAUAUCACCUUGCUAAUUUAGGAGAUAUAGUAAAAUUUAAAAAAAAAUUAAUUGAGUUAAUUAAUCAGUUUAAAGAAAAUAAUAAAAAAAGAAAGCGAGAAAAUGAUAUUUUUGAAAAAGAGCAACAAUCAGAAGCACGAAUAAUACAAGUUAAUAAAAAAACAAAAAUGUAA